Messenger RNA from Chlamydomonas reinhardtii, 3471 nucleotides. RefSeq lists its product as uncharacterized. The transcript is spliced from 14 exons. Bases 178 to 2376 code for a protein of 732 amino acids. Lineage: Eukaryota; Viridiplantae; Chlorophyta; Chlorophyceae; Chlamydomonadales; Chlamydomonadaceae. Gene Ontology annotation, biological process: glycolytic process. The record is from RefSeq and is a predicted model, not a curated record. Gene Ontology annotation, cellular component: cytoplasm. Gene Ontology annotation, molecular function: potassium ion binding; magnesium ion binding; pyruvate kinase activity.
GCAUAAUUAUUCUUAGGCCCUAACUCAGGCACUUAGCCAUAGCCAUAGCAGUCGUUGCUGCUGGUUAGGGUCAUCGAAACCUUUUUGCACUGCCGCUGUGACGUCGCCGUCUUGCUUAGACGUUCAGUGACUCGUAAUAUUGACAGUGGGACCUCUGAUUCACUCAAGCGAGCAAAGAUGAAGGCUAAGACUCAUUUUUUCAAGAACCUGGACCUGACGUCCAUUCUGGUGCCAGAGGAGGAUGGAGCAUUUACAGGCACGAAGGUGGUGUGUACGGUGGGCCCCAGCUGUCAGGAGGUGGACACGAUGUGCGAGAUGCUGGACGCGGGCGUGGUGGGCUGCCGCGUGGACCUGACGUGGGGCCCGCUGGAGUUCCACCGCAAGUCGCUUGCCAAUCUGCAGCAGGCCAUGCGCAAGAGCCGCCGCCUGUGUUGCACCAUGGUGGACACGCUGGGCCGCGAGCUCAUGAUCCGCCGCCAGGUGAAGAUUGGCGAGGACGGCUGGCCCAUCCACGAGGAGUCCUUCGCCGUCACGGCUGGACAGCAGGUGAUCAUCACCACGCGCACGGACGUGGACGCCAGCAGCAACGUGCUGCCCAUCACUUACAGCAAGUUCACGGAGAUGGCGGUCAAGGGCGACACCAUCUACAUCGGCCGCUACCUGGUGUGCGGCGCAGACAGCGCCUCGCUGUACCUGGAGGUCAUGGACGUGCAGGGCGACGACGUGUACUGCAUCGCCAAGAACGACGCGGUGCUGGACGGCCUGCUGACGGUGUUCCACGCGGAGCGCUCCGUGGAGGGGCUGGCCAACGUGCAGAACGACCUGCCGCUGCUGUCCGACUACGACAAGGAGUGCCUGCACAUCCUGGCGCAGGACUUCGAGAUCGACUUCCUGUCGCUGUCGUACACCCGCGCGGCGGAGGACGUGCGAGAGGCGCGCCGCUUCCUGGACUCCAUCGGCAUGUCCAACACCAAGAUCCUGGCCAAGCUGGAGAGCCGCCAGUCGCUGCUCAACUUCCAGGGCAUCCUGAACGAGGCGGACGGCAUCAUCAUCAGCCGCGGCAACCUGGGCCUGGACUGCGUGCCCGAGAAGAUGGCGCUGGUGCAGAAGACCCUGGUGCAGGCCUGCAACCUGGUGGGCAAGCCCGUGCUGCUGACGCGCGUGGUGGACACCAUGAUCAACACGCCGCGCCCCACGCGCGCCGAGGCCACGGACGUGGCCAACGCCGUGCUGGACGGCGUCGACGGCAUCCUGCUGGGCGCGGAGACGCUGCGCGGGCGCUACCCGGUGUCCACCGUGACCACCAUCUGCAACAUCAGCCGCGCCGCGGAGAAGGUGUUUGACCACCACUACCACUACGAGCACCUCAUGGAGGUGGCCAUUGACGUGGGCGAGAUGACCGGCGCGGACGGCAACACCGUGCCCGGCGAGAGCGAGGAAGAAAACGCCACGCCCGGCGGCGCCACCGACACCGAGGGACCGGCGCCCGCCAACGGCAACAAGGCGGCCGCCCCGCCGCUCCACCAAGCUCGCGGCCCGCUGGCCGGCGUGCGCCGCGACGACAGCUGGAACAGCGUCACCAGCGCGGGCGCGCACCACCCGCUGCCCAGCCUGGGCGUGGCCGCCAAGACCAUGGCGCGCUUCUCGCAGGUGGCCUCCGCCGGCUCCCUGGCGGGCCUGGGCCUGGGCCGCAGCGCCGCCGCUACCAGCGCCUACCAGCGCGCGCCCUACAUCUCCAAGCUGGAGUCCAUCGCCUCCUCCGCCGUGCGCGCCGCCGACCGCGUGGGCGCCAGCCUGAUUGUGGUGUACACGCACACCGGCAAGACGGCGCAGCUGGUGGCCAAGUACCGGCCGCCCAUGCCCAUCCUGACGCUGGUGGUGCCGCACCUGGUGUCUGACCAGCUCAAGUGGAAGCUGGAGGGCAGGUCCAGCGCGCGCCAGUGCCUCAUCAGUCGCGCGCUGCUGCCGGUGCUGGCCGCGCCCUCGCCCAGCGGCGACCAGCUGCUGCAGGAGGCGGUGGCCAUGGCGGGCCGCGUCAAGCUGGUCAAGCCGCACGACCACGUGGUGUGCGUGCAGCGCAUCCACGACGACUUCUGCGUCAAGAUCAUCUCCGUGGACGACAUGGGCGCGGGCAUCAAGCGCGACGACACGGUCAUGUCGCACAGCGUGUUUGGCAGCAGCCCCAUGGCCGUGCAGGGCUCGUCCGGCUACGACUCGCCGCGCGUGCACAACAACCCCAUCGGCAACAAGUUCGGCCCCAUGCCGCCCGCCAUCAUCACCACCGGCAAUAGCUUCACCCUGGGCGGCAUGGGCGUGGGCGUGCUGUCGCCGGCUGGCCUGGCGGCGGCCAGGGGCAGCAACGGCGGGCGGCAGUAAGAGGCGACUGCGGUUGGGGCUCGCUGACUGCGCGGUGGGGUGCUGAGGGCGCGAUGGGGCGCUGGUGGUGGUGGCUGAUACUGAGGGACGGUCAAAGCGGCCGAGCACCGGGGGGCGUAGUCUUAGCACGGCUUGAAUAGGUUUCAGGCAGGCAGGCACUGAGCAGGUGGGUGACGCGCAACUGGGGUGGGGCGGCGACAGCAAAGGAACAUGCAAAUGUCCAGUUGUCGACUUGGCCGGUGAUAUUGUGGAGCUCACUGUGGUAGUAGGAAAGGAUGUGACCGUGGGACGGCGUGUGUGCGGGAGGCGGCUGUGAGCGUGACGGCGGGCAUUAGUUUCCCGGUCAAAUGCAUUGGCACAGCCAUGCCGGGCAGUGGCAUUCAAUCCAUAUCCCACUCGUGUGUAGCCUUGGACGGAGGCGCGCUGCCUCUGGCACGUGUCAGCUUUUUGCUUGCUCUUGCGUCGCAUGGCGGCCAUUCAAUAGUAUCCUAUUGUUUUCGGAUACCUAAAUUCGACAUUCGGGCUUCAUGCAGUGUGAGCUGCACCAGGCUGCACCAAGGCAUUGCCGUGUUGAGGCGCUAGUGCUAGGGAACCUGGCGUUACCUGACUUACGGGGAUGGUAAAGUUGUUUGUUGGGGGUGACAUGCGUGGUUUGGGAGGACAUAACAUGGUAUGUGGACGGAGGGGUGGUGCCGACAGGACACCACCGGCAUUGGAGUUCGGAGAAACGGUCACAGAGGUAACUAAGUGGAUGCCAUGCUGCCUCCCUUUCUUCAUGCACCUCAGCAUUCACGGCAAAUUAAUCUGCAUCCAGUCCUGUCAGACCGAGCAGAACGGGGGCGUGCAUGCGGCCUAGGUCGGGCUGUAACCGUGCUGAUGCGGCCGGAACACUUUGUACAGUGAAGCGGACGCCGGAUGAGCUGCACGUGAGCCAACUUUGUCAAAUGUUAGAUUCUGGGGUCUGGGCUCUGAGCGAGUAAUCCAAUAGCUGGGGAGGGGCGCAGGUACCAGAUUGCUCCCUGGUGCAGCACCUAUGGCUGAGGCCCGCGCGCUGCCACGAUUCGCUUGGCCACAGGCGCUGGGUGUCUGUCGACU